Melitaea cinxia (Glanville fritillary) is the source of this 1251-nucleotide messenger RNA. RefSeq names its product meiosis-specific with OB domain-containing protein (gene hdm). Bases 1 to 1233 code for a protein of 410 amino acids. The transcript has 9 exons. Gene Ontology annotation, biological process: resolution of meiotic recombination intermediates. NCBI's taxonomy places the organism in Eukaryota, Metazoa, Arthropoda, Insecta, Lepidoptera, Nymphalidae. Gene Ontology annotation, molecular function: single-stranded DNA 3'-5' DNA exonuclease activity; single-stranded DNA binding. The record is from RefSeq and is a predicted model, not a curated record.
AUGGCGGGUGUUCAAAAAGUGUGCCUUAAUAAUUUAAAUAUCAAUAUAAAAAAUGCUUUGAUUGUUGGUAUUAUUAUUGCAAAAAAUAGUCCACGUGCGGUUGGUUCGAAAAAGAAAAAUGGUGAAUCACGAGGAGUUAUGUCUUUCACUUUGCGAGAUUCGUAUAUUGAUACUAUUAAUGCAGAUGUAUGGGGUUCAGAAUACUUUGUGAUUACUUUUUACGAAAGAUUUCUAGUUGGAGAUGUUGUCGAAAUAUCAUCUCCAAAAAUUUGCGUGAAGAGUGGAGAUAGCGAAAUCUAUAGACCGCACGUCAGUUCGCCUUUCUAUCUCUCACUUAAUGAAGGUUCAUCUGAAGUCGGCAUAUUUAGUGGAGACACUAUUGGGAUGUAUUUUCCGCUGUUACAUAUACCUUCGAAGCCUAUUGCUGGCUAUUGUGGACUCUCGGAAGUGCUUAAAUUUAAAGAACAAAACGACAGCAUCUAUGUAGAUUUACUGGUCGUGGUGAAGUCGGUGAAGCCAGUCAGAGCUAUUAAAACUAAAACAGGUGCGGAAAUGUCAGUGCGAGCAGUUGAAAUUAUCGACAAUACUACUCCAGCUUCACUCGUCCUAGAUAUUUUUGAUAUUGACACAAUACAGAGAGCGGAGGAGUGGCGGCCGUCCGAGAGCGUGCUGUUCGUGGCGGACGCGCGCGUGGCGUGGCGCGCGCGCGCGGCUCGGCUGCAGGCGUGCGCGCGCUCCGUCAUCACGCACGCGCCGCACGCGCCCGAGGCGGAGGCGCUGCGGCUGCAGCUGCAGGCCCGCGCCGCCGCGCGUGGCGGAGAGGCAGCUGCCUGGGCAGAUUGGAGUGGCGAACGUGCAUGCAGCGCGUCAGUAUCGCAAAUACAAGACCGUCUCAAGAACGGAAUCCCGUUUUGCGCUUCCUUGCAUGCCAUACUCACACACAUAGAUUUGGAGGAGUUCGUGACUUCUACAGAUGAAAAUAUAGAAGAAAUAAGAGUACGUUUCGCAGACCAUACAGGCGAGCUUAACGCACUUUUGCCUGUUAACGUCGUAGAAGACACUUUUGGGUAUUCGGUGCAGCAGUUAAGAACAAUGACAACAGAAGAGAGAGGAUCUAUUCGUUGGAGGUUCCUUCUUGAGCAAUGCAGUGUUAAAGUCGCGGUGACUCCUCCGCGUCUCAUGAUUUUAACUUUUCUGAGAGCGUCGCCAGCUGAUCCAAUACCUUUAUAUUAAACGGUUUUCUUAAAUAUA